CCGACUCUAGCACGGAAAGGCACAUUCUAAACAUUUUCUUGUAGUUUUCUGUGUAUCUUUUUUAAUAUCAAUCUAACUAAGUUAGACUCAAUGUCGUUCUUCGUUAAUAACUGGAUCCAAAAUGCCGUGUAAAGAUUUUUUCAAAUGAUGAAUCCGAAAUCAAAAAGUAAAUGACUUAUUUAUGUCAAUGUCAUAUAAAUGUCAAUGUCACUGUUACGUUUGUUUUGAAUGGUUUUGGUUUUAGGUUUUGGUAAAUUAGAAAUUAAUUUAUUCACUUGACAUUAUCAAAAUUGUGCGAAAAGCGCAGAUAAGCCAUUAAUAAAAGAAGAAGAAAUAAAAUGUCAAACAUAUAGCAUUCUUUUUUAUAAUUAUAUUAGAAUAAACUAAAGCAUACUUUUAGAGAUAAACAACAUUUUGAAUAAUCAAAUAAGAUUUAUUUAAGAAGUAACAUCAUGUUUGCUGAAAAAGUAAUCGAAUUACUAAAAGAAUCUGAAAGGAAUCCAGAUACUAUUGAUCCUUUUAAGGAUGAAAAAAUAAGACAGAUUUUAGAAGAAAUGCAAACUCUAUUUAUUAUGAAUAUGAAUGAUGCUAACGCCACUACAGAAAAUAAAUCACUAUGGACUACAGUCCAAGUGCGUCAUUCAGCUUUAGAACGCAAUAAACGCUGUCUAUUGGCAUAUUUGUAUAGUCGGAUGGAGAAGAUCAAAACUCUACGAUGGGAGUUUGGGUCAGUAUUGCCACCUGAUGUCAGGGAACUGCUCUCAGAUGAUGAAUAUGAGUGGUUCUCAAGGUAUUCAACCAACUUGGCAUCAUAUAUGCGGUCAUUGGGACAAGAUAUCGGAUACAGCGGCAUAGAUCUUACGGAGAACCUGCGACCUCCUAAAGCACUUUACAUGGAGGUGGUGUGUACGACUGACUACGGCAAGCUGGAGCUGUCUGACGGUGACGUGGUGAUGCUGCGCCGCAACAGCCGGCACUUCCUGCCGGCCGCCGAGUGCCAGACUCUCGUCCGGCAAGGAGUGCUCAAACAAAUUGUAUGAUACCGCAAUAAAUUAGGUCAAUUGAUACCCGUUCAACGUGUU
This is a messenger RNA of Diatraea saccharalis (sugarcane borer), 1082 nucleotides long. The record is from the annotation of a GenBank genome assembly. NCBI's taxonomy places the organism in Eukaryota, Metazoa, Arthropoda, Insecta, Lepidoptera, Crambidae.